Messenger RNA from Fundulus heteroclitus (mummichog), 989 nucleotides. RefSeq lists its product as uncharacterized. The transcript has 4 exons. Lineage: Eukaryota; Metazoa; Chordata; Actinopteri; Cyprinodontiformes; Fundulidae. Gene Ontology annotation, biological process: positive regulation of T cell proliferation; cell surface receptor signaling pathway; cellular response to lipopolysaccharide. Bases 63 to 827 code for a protein of 254 amino acids. Gene Ontology annotation, cellular component: external side of plasma membrane. The record is from RefSeq and is a predicted model, not a curated record.
UGUGUCAUGCGUGCUCAGGUGGGUGGUACAAUUUAACACAAAAUACUUAACAGAGUGGUCUCAUGGAGCACCGUUGGACUCAAAGGAAUAGAGACAAUAGGGAGAAUAUGAUCUGCAGGAUCCUGCUGCUCAUCAUCCUCAACUCAUGUCUCUGUGCAGCAACAUUUGUAGUGAAGGUGACACAGAGCUCCUAUCAGGCAGAGGAGAACCACAGCAUCACUCUGGAGUGGACCUUCACCACCACACCUGAUCAACCCUGGAGAGAUCUGUUCAUCCUCUGCAGCUUGUCAAGUCCUCAGAGAGUCUCAGUUUUAUAUCAGGUCUAUGAUGGUGUUGAGGUAUUAGAGCCUCAGAAUGAACAGUUUUCAGGACGAGUCCAGAGUGACAAAGACGUCCUCAGAGAAGGACGAAUCAGACUCCAUGUGUCCAGACUGAGGACUGAAGACUCUGGUCUGUAUCUGUGUGAUGUGGAGACUGAUUAUGGUUCUGGUUCUGCUAGUUGUCAACUUAGCGUCUCUGCAGCUGCUGAUGUCUCCCAACCUCAGAGACCAGCUCUGGAUCCAGAACCAGGAGGUCGAGGAAGGAAAGGUCUCUAUGCUGCACUGGGACUGACAGCAGCAGCAGCAGCAGCUCCUCCUGAUGUCUCCACAACUCAGAGACCGGUUCUAGAUCCAGAACCAGGAUGUGGAGGAAAGACCAGCAUCCAUCUUUCCCUGACACUGACAGCAGUAGCAGCAGCAGCAGCAGCAGCAGUAGCAGCAGCAGCAGCAGCAACCUUUAUAGUGAAACAUUGCUUCAGUUUGGGGCGACAAUGGUACAAGAGUUAGGGAGUUCGUUCUGCAGUUGUCGGGUUGCUGGUUGGAUCCCCCACUUUGAUCGUCUCAGUCAUGGUGUCCUUAGUCAAGACAUUUCACCUGCACCGCCUGCUGGUGGUGGUCAGAGGGCCCGGUGGCGUCGAUGUGUGGCAGACUCGCCUCUGUCAGUCUGCC